ACGAGAUAAACACACACAUACAAAUAAACACACAUUCCUCAGAGUGCUCUCUACGAGAGUAUCUCCUCACCAUCAAUCCAUCAUCAUCAUCAUCCUUUUCCAAAAACCCACAUUUCACCUUCACUAUGUGUAAUCCUAACACUACACCACCCUCCACCGUCUCAUUGAAGCCCUCCGAUCACCUCCCACCACCACCACCCCCGACACAAUCCCAUUUCUACCUCGAUCUCAUUUCAUUACCUGUAACCAAAACCCAUUUUCAAAACCCAAAAUCCGACACCGAAUACCAUAAAAACAACAUCCUCCUCCUUCCUACACCUUCUGAAAUCUUCCAUGAAACCAAAGCUCUGCUCAAGCUUUCUUCUCCGAUUGCUUUAACUGCUCUGAUUCUCUACACGCGUUCCAUCAUCUCUAUGCUGUUCCUCGGUCGUCUAGGUGAAACGGAGUUAGCUGCCGGCUCGUUAGCCAUAGCUUUCGCUAACAUUACCGGCUACUCUGUCUUAUCCGGCUUGGCUCUUGGCAUGGAGCCGCUUUGCUCUCAGGCGUUUGGGGCUCGCCGGCUGAAGGUUUUAUCAGUCACCUUACACCGAACGGUUAUUUUCCUUCUGGUUGUUUGUUUUCCGAUAGCAGUCUUGUGGCUAAAUACGUCACGGAUUUUGAUUUAUUUACAUCAAGACCAUAACAUCGCACGUGUGGCUCGCACGUAUCUGGUUUUCACUCUUCCCGAUUUGGUAUCCAAUUCCUUUAUUCACCCGACCCGCAUUUACCUUCGGACUCAAGGCAUCACCUUUCCCUUAACUAUCGCUUCCUUGAUUGGCACGCUUCUACAAUUACCAAUGAACUAUCUCCUCGUUUUCCGAUUCCGUCUCGGUGUCGUUGGAAUCGCAACCGCAUCCUCACUUUCCAAUUUCAUUGUGUUGGUGGCGGUUGUUUCCUACGUAUGGUGGACCGGGUUGCAUUUGCCAACCUGGUCCAUUCCGACCCGAGAAUGUUUAUCCGGGUGGGGGCCACUGGUUCGUUUGGCCGCACCGAGCUGUGUCUCGGUCUGUCUCGAGUGGUGGUGGUACGAGAUUAUCAUUGUACUUUGCGGUCUUUUAGUUGACCCGAACGCAACAGUCGCUUCAAUGGGCAUUUUAAUCCAAACGACUUCGUUAAUAUAUGUGUUCCCGUCUUCUCUUAGUUUUGCAGUUUCGACCCGAGUUGGAAACGAACUCGGGGCGAACCGGCCUAAUAAGGCCCGAGUCUCAGCUAUGGUGUCAAUAUUUUUCGCGGGCCUAAUGGGGUUAUCUGCAAUGCUAUUUGCUACAUCAAUGAGGGAAAAGUGGGGUCAAAUGUUUACGAAUGAUGCAAAUAUCUUAAGGUUAACAUCUGCGGCCCUACCAAUUAUUGGAUUGUGUGAAUUGGGAAACUGUCCCCAGACAGUUGGCUGUGGUGUUGUACGGGGUACAGCCCGACCAACUACUGCAGCCAACGUAAACUUGGGUGCUUUUUAUUUUGUUGGAAUGCCAAUUGCAGUGGGUCUUGGGUUUGGGCUUGGAGUUGGGUUUAUUGGGUUUUGGGUCGGGUUGCUUUCGGCCCAGGUUUGUUGUGCCGGGCUCAUGUUAUAUGUGGUAGGGACAACAGAUUGGGAGCAUCAAGCAAAGAAAGCGGAGAUGUUAACAUGCAACGAAGGUCCAGGUGGGGAUCCACCUUUAAUUUCGUCCGAUAGUGACAUUGAAAGCCAACCAUUGAUGUGCAUAAGGAUCACAUCGUCGUGAUAAUAUAUUUGACCAAAAUAUAUAGAGAACCUCAAUUCGAAACUCAUAAUUAUUCUUAUUUUUGGAAUAUUUUGAAAAAGGGGUUUUUGUUGAGUUUGAUUGUGUAUGUAAUAAUAUUAUUACUGAUUUUUUUGGGUGGGAAAGUAGGAGAAUACAGAAGUCAAAAUUAAAAACGGAAGUAUAAAUGGGAAUUUUUUGUUAAUUUGUUUUGAUUUUCGUUUUUACAUUUUUACCUUUGCUUUUGAUCACCCUCUUGUUAACAUGGCUUUGUGUGAUAAUGGAACUUGAAAAUUCGGUGCA
This is a messenger RNA of Lactuca sativa (garden lettuce), 2057 nucleotides long. Its product is annotated as protein DETOXIFICATION 51. Gene Ontology annotation, molecular function: antiporter activity; xenobiotic transmembrane transporter activity. Gene Ontology annotation, cellular component: membrane. Gene Ontology annotation, biological process: xenobiotic detoxification by transmembrane export across the plasma membrane. NCBI's taxonomy places the organism in Eukaryota, Viridiplantae, Streptophyta, Magnoliopsida, Asterales, Asteraceae. The record is from RefSeq and is a predicted model, not a curated record.